AUGAAUAAAAGUUUAAACAAGAUAGAAAAUAAAGAAUUUGAGGAAGAUGAAAUUUUUGACGAUUCAAACUUGCUGGCUAACUUUGAAACUUCAGAGUUUAAAGACAAUUCCUUUGAUGAAAACUCAAAUAAAAAUGCCCUUAAUGUCAGUGCUCUAUGCUGUGAUGAAGAAAUAAGUGGCUAUGAUAGGCUUACCGGCAAAACAUGGAUAUACCCUACAAAUUACCCAGUGAGGGAUUAUCAGUUCAAUAUUAUACAUGCUGCCAUCGUAAAGAACACAUUGGUAAGCUUACCUACUGGGUUGGGCAAGACAUUUAUAGCAGCUGUUAUAAUGUACAACUUUUAUAGAUGGUAUCCUCUGGGUAAAAUAGUGUUCACCGCACCAACAAGACCUCUGGUCGCACAGCAGAUUGAAGCGUGCUAUAACAUUGUAGCUUUACCCCAAAAAGAUACGAUUGAAAUGACAGGUCACAUGCAAGUGAACUCCAGAAAGCAACAUUGGCAAACAAAAAGGGUGUUUUUUGCAACUCCCCAAGUGAUAUACAAUGACAUUAAAUCUGGUAUUUGUCCAGGUGAUAAAAUACGGUGCCUUGUAGUUGAUGAAGCUCAUAGAGCGAGAGGAAAUUAUGCAUAUUGUCAAAUAGUUUCAACGCUAAGUGAUAUGGGACACAAGUCAUACAGAGUGGUUGCUCUAUCUGCCACUCCCGGGAGUAAAAUUGAGGAUGUCAUUAAUGUUGUAAAGAAUUUGAACAUUGCUCAUUUGGAAUUGAGAACUGAAAACUGUAUAGACGUCGCGCCAUAUAGCCACUCUCGCAAAGUAAACACUGUAGUUAUCAAAUUGGGACCAGAAUUAACACAUUUAAGACAACAAUAUGUAGAUAUUCUAGAUGGAUAUGCAAGGAGAUUGAAACAGUUGAAUAUUUUACCCCAUAAUUUGGGCAAUCUUUCAAAAGGCCGAGUAGUUAUGAUGUAUAAGGAAUUUCAAAAUAGAGAUCGCAGUAACAGGCACCCUCAACACAAUAUCAUAAUGAAGGAUUUUACUCUCCUGAUUGCUCUUUACCAUGGCUUAGAAUUAUUAAUGAAACAUGGAUCAAGAGUAUUCCUCAACUUUUUCGACGAACAUCCAGAGAAGUCAUGGAUACAGGGGGAUGAUAAAUUGACAUCACUUCUAGAGAGGUUGCGGGACGACCUUGGAAUCAAUCCCUUGUCUUUAGACAGAAGUAUACUACCAGAUGGAUCUGUACCAGAGAUUCCAAAAGAUUUGUGCUUUGGUCAUCCUAAAUUUUAUAAACUGAAGGAAAUCAUGUUGGAGCAUUUUCAAAAGGCAAAAAAAGACAGGACAAAACACAAAAGCUAUAGUCAUACUGCCUUUAACUGUUGUCGAUUUUACAUUGUUGCAGUGUUUUGUGAGUAUAGAGAGAGUGUAAAUCUCGUGCAUUGCCUUCUAUUGCAGUGUCGCCCACUCAUCGUGCCUCUCAUGUUCGUAGGACAGGGCGCUUCGGGCAAGGAUGGAAAGACAGUUGUAUCUCAGAAACAGCAGUUGCGCGUUAUGCGAUCGUUUCGAGAAGGAACGUGCAACACGCUUGUCUGUACCUGCGUGGCUGAAGAAGGUCUCGAUGUCGGGUCGGUAGACCUUAUAUUGUGUUUCGACAUUUCCACACGGUCGCCAAUACGUCUUGUGCAGCGAUGCGGUCGCACUGGAAGAGAAAGAGGCGGUCAGGUGCACAUUCUAGUCACAGAGGGGAGGGAACACCAGACCCUUAUAGACUGCAUGCGUCAAAGAGAUGGCCUAAACAACCGAAUAUUACAAUCGAAAGAAGUAGAAAACAACUUGUACAAAGCGAAUCCUCGUAUGAUUCCUUAUGACUUUACGCCCGCAUGUCAAAAGAUGCACAUCACUGUACCUAAGAAACAAGACUCUAACGCUGACAAAAGUAAAAAGGGUCAAAAAGAUUUAAGAAAUAUGCUAGACAGUACAGCUUCAACAAGUAAAACAAGCUUUACAAAAUAUGUGGAGGGCUCAGAAUUAAUAUCUGAAGAGAAAUUCAAUGAUUUAUUUAAAGAAGGAUUUAAAAGCUUUCGACGUUUAAGGGAUCCUUUGGAGUACUGGACCAUGGGAAAAGAUGCAUUAAUAAAAAUAAGCAAACAAGUAGAUAACUAUUUACAAUUACAUACAUGGCUUGAGUGGCAAAGAUCGUUACACACAAAAAUAAAUAUAGGAAGUUCAACCGAUACAGAAAUACUGACUUCACUACUAAAGUACGGUGAUAACAAGAGAUUUGAUGUACCGCCAUCUACCCAAAAUCCUAACUUUAAUACACAAGAUUUUCAUACACAAGAUCCUAUAUGUAAGGUUUCAUCGCCAGUUAAUGCCAAACCGAUCAAAAACAAAGUAAAAGCUUCGAGGACUAAAUCUCCAAUCAAAAAAGAUGGCGAUAUCAGGGCAUUGUUUAGUACGACUACCAAAUCUACUAAAGAUUAUACGAAGCUAUUAAACGACUUAGGGAUAAAUAACGAUGGUAGUUUACCUACAAGCCUAAUUAAUCUCCUUGUUGAUCUCAAAUUAGAAGUCUCAAAUGUUGCUAAGAAAUGUUACAUUUGUUCAAAUAUAUGUGACUGCAAAUUUAUUGCUAGUAAGAAAAACGUCGAAUUUAAACCAGUAUUGUCACUUUCUAACGCAUUAAAUUUACCAGACAUAGAUAUCAUAGAUGAUAUAAACUUUAGCUCUAUUUUGAAAUGCUCUAAAGCAGUUACAAACGAAAAAAUGGAAAUGAAUUAUUCGGUCGAUAACAACGAACAUAAUCGAAGUACAAAUUUUAAUCUAGAAUUCGAUUUUGAUUUAUCCAAUUCACCUGAGAAAGAAAUUGCCACUGAACCAAAAGAAAAUAAAGAAACCAAUUUUGAUAUUGGAAACCUUGAUGAUAUAUUUGAGAACAGCAGUCCUGAGGAACCAAAGGAUUCUGUGAAUAGUAAGCAAAACGAUGAUCCCAAAGAAACACUAGGGUUCUUUGGUUUAGACAGUAUUGAUGAUAUAUUUGCUGAUUCCGAUGAAGACCUUAAUCAUAAAAAUGAUAAUAAUCCUAUAAUGGACCAUGCUGUCCAAAAUAGAAAUGAUAAAAUUGAAAUAGAGUCUGAUGAUGAUUUAAUUAUUUGUGAUAAGUACAUAGACAUCCAAGCAAACACACCUUUGAGGAAAAGUCCAUCAAUUCUUUCCGGUCAAAUAAAAGAAAAUAUUCUUACCUCUCCAAUAUUAUGCAGCCAAUCUCGAAAGUUUGUCCUUAGUACUAAGAAAAGUAAGUUGAAAAGUUCAACACCAAUAAGUACAGUUAGAAAGAAAUUAAUGUCGGAACCGGACAUUCAUGUAGGUAGUGAAAAAACGUUACUUACAGAAGUGAGUAAGACUAAACAAUAUUUCACGGAAAAUAUGUUAGAAACAAGUGUUAAUAAGAGUAUGUUUACAAUUACCCAGUUGGUCGAGAUGAUUAAUAAAAGCGAAAAUAGUAUUUCAGCUAAUAAAUCUCAGUAUAAUAACAAUGACAGAAGUGUGUCGCCAAUCCUUUUGACGCAAGCCGAUCGAAAAUCCUUAAGUCGUGCUUCAAACACCAAAAAACCUAAUAAAUCGAUAUCAAAAUCCGAAAGUCUUAUAAUUCUUGAGACAGAUAGCGAGUCUGAUGAGCAAACACAAGAGUACGAUACGGAAAAUAUUAAUAAGUCUACAAAUAAUGUGGCAAAUGUGAAACCACAUAACACGAUAGAAAAAUUAGAUAUUCAUAAAAAUACAAGUUCUUUUAACAACGAUAAAAAAGAGGCUAACAUAUCAAAUAAAACAUCACCUACAGACAUACAUCAUACACCUAACGACAGUCCUAAAACGUCUAAACGGAAGUUCAACGAUGAUGACGAGAUAGUCUCAUCGCCAUAUUUCAAUAAAAAAUCAAAAAUAGAGGAACAGAACACAAAAUCGUUAUCGUUACGAGAAAAAGUUUUAGCAGCCCUAUCAUCAAACAAAUUGAAUUUGAAUUCAGAGAUAGAUAAAAGUGUCAAUUUUGUAUUGCACUCUUCGCAGUUCUUAUCACAAAAAGAAAAUAAAAGUCCAAACUCCCCAGCCUCGCCUUUUCAAGAUAGAUAUGACGACAAUAUUCAUAAGAUAAAGAGCUCCCUUCAAAUGUUUCGCAGAGAUAGUUCCGUUAUUUCUCGAAAAAUUGAUUUUGUUUCCAGUCCUAAAUGUAAUUCAGUGACCAAUGGCUGGUCUGAAGACAGCGACGACGAUUUUGUUAGCACGAAGCAUGGUAAAAGUCAAAAGGUUCAGCGCAAGAAUGCAUUCAAUUAUAAGGCACCUAAUUAUAAAAUUAGAAAGAAAAAGAAAAAACCGAAUCAAUUCUUGGACUUGGAGGCAGAGCUUUCUUCGGACGCAGAAAGUGGCGAUGAGUUAAGUGAUAAUGACAGCGUAGGAUCACUAGCUGAGUUUAUUGACGACGAUGCUAACACACCUGUAGAGUCAGAUAUGCAAGCACACUAUUUACAGUCUGUCAAAAGCCCAGUGAAUGGAAUAUUUAAAAUUCCACAGCUACCAAAGAAACAUAAUAAUGAAGAUAUUCUGUCACAAUUUGUUGAAGAAGAUAAUUAUGAAAUGGAUAGUUUUUGCGUCGACUCUCACAUUGGUCUGACUCAAGUGAAUGAUGUGUCAGAGUUGGAGGUGGCAGAAAUGAUUUUAGAAGAAAAAAGGCGAAAGAGAAAAAUUAAACACAAUGACAGCGAGUUAAAUACCGCAGAUAGUCCAAUAGUUAGGAGACGGAAGAAAUGCAAAAGGCAAAUAAACAGCGAUUCGGAUGGUAGUAAUUAA
Messenger RNA from Leptosia nina, 4842 nucleotides. Lineage: Eukaryota; Metazoa; Arthropoda; Insecta; Lepidoptera; Pieridae. The record is from the annotation of a GenBank genome assembly.